AUGAGUAUCCAAGCUAAGCUUUUAGCCACUCAGAGUCGACAGAAUGAGUAUGCAGAUCGUAAGGUAAGGGACAUGACAUUUCAGGCUGAUGAACAAGUUUUUCUGAAAAUGUUACCCAUAAAUGGGGUGAUGAGAUUCGGCAAGAAGGACAGUCUCAGUCUUCGCUACAUUGGCCCAUUUGAGAUCCUUGAUUGUGUAGUGCCACUAGCUUAUAGGAUGUCUUUACCGCCUAGACUAUCUGGAGUCCAUCCAGUGUUCCAUGUGUUCAUAUUAAAGAAGUAUCACGGGGAUGAAGAUUAUAUCAUCAAGUGGGACUCAGUUUUGUUAAACAAAGAUCUUAAGUAUGAAGAGGAACUGGUUGCAAUCAUUGAUCAUGAUGUCUGA
Molecule: messenger RNA, 384 nt
Organism: Solanum tuberosum (potato)
Lineage: Eukaryota; Viridiplantae; Streptophyta; Magnoliopsida; Solanales; Solanaceae
Exons: 1
Coding region: 1-384 (127 amino acids)
Source: RefSeq, a predicted model, not a curated record